Gregarina niphandrodes is the source of this 1320-nucleotide messenger RNA. Its product is annotated as tubulin beta chain. The record is from RefSeq and is a predicted model, not a curated record. Bases 1 to 1320 code for a protein of 439 amino acids. Lineage: Eukaryota; Apicomplexa; Conoidasida; Eugregarinorida; Gregarinidae. Gene Ontology annotation, molecular function: structural constituent of cytoskeleton; GTP binding; GTPase activity. The transcript is spliced from 2 exons. Gene Ontology annotation, cellular component: cytoplasm; microtubule. Gene Ontology annotation, biological process: mitotic cell cycle; microtubule cytoskeleton organization.
AUGGCGCGUGAGAUCGUGCACAUCCAGACAGGGCAGUGCGGCAACCAAACUGGUUUGAAGUUCUGGGAAGUAAUAUCAGACGAGCACGGAAUCGGACAGGAUGGAUGGGCCAUUGAUCCAGCCGCAACGAAAACGGAUUGUGCUUCGGUCUUCUAUCACCAAGCCAAUAACGAUAGAUUUGUCCCCCGGGCAGUUCUCGUAGACCUCGAAUCGGGGGUGACUGACGCUAUCAAAGCCAGUCCGUUGGGAAAGUUGUUCAAGCCGGAUAACUUUAUCUUUGGUUACUCUGGAGCGGGUAAUAACUGGGCGAAAGGCCAUUACACGGACGGUGCGGGGAUGGUGGAGCAGAUUAUGGACGUGGUGCAUCGUGAGGCUGAGGCGUGUGACUGUUUGCAGGGUUUCCAAUUGACACAGUCACUGGGUGGCGGUACUGGUUCUGGGUUAGGCACUUUGUUGUUGUCUAAGAUCCGCGAAGAAUUUCCAGACCGAAUUCUGGAGUCAUUUGCGGUGUUUCCUUCUCCGAAAGUUUCGGACACGGUGGUAGAGCCGUACAACGCGACAUUGUCGGUGCAUCAGUUAGUUGAGAAUGCAGAUGCGGUGCAUGUUAUUGACAACGAAGCUUUAUACGACAUUUGUUUAAACACACUGAAGUUGACGAAGCCGACGUACGACGAUUUGAACAACUUAGUGUCACAGACGAUGAGUGGUGUGACAGCUUGUGUGCGAUUUCCUGGACAACUGAAUUCGGAUCUGCGGAAGCUGUGUGUCAAUCUUAUACCAUUCCCCCGACUACACUUUUUCAUGAUAGGCUUUGCACCGUUAUGUGGUUAUGAUGGUCAAGCAUAUCGUGCAGUAACGGUGGCGGAGUUAACGCAGCAAUUGUUCGACGCGAAGAACAUGAUGUGCGCUUGCGAUCCUCGAACAGGACGGUACCUAACGGCAUCAGUAACCUUCCGCGGAAAGUUGAGUACGAAAGAAAUGGACGACCAAAUGGCUUCCAUCCAACAAAAGAACUCCAAUCACUUCGUCGACUGGAUUCCUAACAAUAUUCUGUCCAGCGUCUGUAAUGUACCUCCCCGUGGUCUGGACCUAUCUGCCACAUUCAUCGGCAACUCCACAGCAAUCAAAGGCAUGUUCGAUAGAGUCUACACACAGUUCACUGCUAUGUUUAAACGUCGUGCGUACUUCUUCUGGUACGCAGCUGAAGGCAUGGACGCUCUCGAAUUCACCGAAGCCGGAUCCAACAUGAACGACCUUGUCGCAGAGUAUGCCCAACACCAAGAACCUUGCGCUAAUGACGACCUAGAAUAUGAAGACUAA